AUGCUCUUCAUCGAUUCUCCCGAACAGCAUGUUCGACAGCCCGUCGAAGCUGAUCAAGCUCAUGAAUGUCGCGCCGUAUUUCAGGCACUCUCUGUCUCAAGAUCCAAGCUGGAACUGCAGAAGAUGCCCGCAGAAAUUUUAGAUGCGAUUAUAAAACUAGUCGGGGCAGAAUCUGCACGACGGCUUUGCUCCCUUUGUCGCGCUUUCCGACAGAUAUCAUUCCCUUACAUACACACGAGCCGCAAACUCACAAUAUUGCGAAUUCCCAAUCUUCAUUCUCUCGACUGGCAUCUCAUGAGAUCGAAUGAGAUCAUUAAGCACCUAACUAUCGCGCGACAGAAAUUCAUGGAGAACAUGAUGUUCAUUACCCGCCCCGAUGUCAUCCUGCGCAUCCGGCGGCUGGAGCUCGCGACCGCGAACGAUGUAUGCUAUCGUGGCCUACUAAAGUUGGCCCAAGUUCGGGAUGUGGAUACCGUCUUCAGUGUUUACUGCCGUCCUGUUGUGCAGGGCAUCAACAACCUUCUCGCAGGUGCAAGACAUCUCACGACACUUUGUUUUACCAGGAUAGAGAUCUCAUCCGCGAUUGUCGCCGUCAUGGCCGAUAUGCCUGCACUCUAUACGCUGGAAAUCUUGUACUGCGAUUAUAAACUUCCCUCUGCUGAUGGCGAUUCCGACAAGGUCCCCUCUGUCCGAAAUCUUACGUUGCGUGGCAAGCCGAACGAGCGCACCCUGCACCCGCUCGCAUUUCUCCCGAAUGUGCUUGUGCUUGUGCUUGCAGGCGAACCUCUUUAUAGUCCCAUUUGCCUGCCUUCAGAUUCCUUCCGCGAGUGCUACAACCCGUUCUCCACCCUCGAGCGCAUCAUUAUACAGUUCCCAGAGCACGAUGAGACUCUCAGAAUAUACGAUUGGAUGUGCGAUGCAAUCAGGAAGUUCGAUGGGCUCCGCCUGACCCAUUUUAAGGCGCUGAUGCAGUCUCCGUUAGAUUAUCUUGACACCGAGAAGUUCGUUUUCGCCCUUCAGUUCGCACCGCUGCGCACCCUUGUCCUUGACGGCCUUUGGCACAUACCGGAAGAUCUCUUCAUAGAGCUGGCGGACUGCCCUCAGCUCGAGCAGCUCACGCUCACGUACGCGCACUACAAUGACACAUCACGCGCGGCAACUGUGUGGCCCGAGCCGAUGUCACAAUACGCCGAAUGGCUCGCGUACCUUCCUGCGCUACGGGACUUUGCAUGGAACUACCUUGUGGACCCGCUCGCGCGCAGCGGGACGCGGGAAUAUUGGAACGAGGUGGGGUACCCCGUCGUCCCCGACGGGCGGCUCCCGGAUCUGCGCUUCCGGGACUGGUCGGUCCUCGCGCGCAUAUUUGUGGCGUACUGUCCUGAUCUGCACUCACUGGAGUUCUUGUCGGAGCGGACAGCCAUCUUGGCGUUUACGAUGGGCCCUGGGAGGGAUGUGGACGGGCGGGUCACGGUCGUGUCGCAUGACUUGCCGUGGAAUGGCUCGAAGCGGCAGGAGGAGAUGAAUCCCAACGACGACGUUGUGAACACCAAGAAUGCGUGGGUAGUUGGGCUUGAUGAAUGA
Molecule: messenger RNA, 1581 nt
Organism: Sparassis crispa
Lineage: Eukaryota; Fungi; Basidiomycota; Agaricomycetes; Polyporales; Sparassidaceae
Exons: 3
Coding region: 1-1581 (526 amino acids)
Source: RefSeq, a predicted model, not a curated record